UAGGACACAUUAAGAGGUGACACGUUCCCAUGUCGAAGGAGGUUAAUAAAGCUUCAGAUGAAGACCUACGUGAGCCUUCUCUAUGCACGUCCACACAUCAUAGCACAUGGUGUCAGAAGUUAAGAAGCCCGUCUCAGGCAGAGAUCGGAGGACGAAGUCGGUGAGAAGCAGCAGUCUUUCCGCAAGCCGAAGUGAGAGACUAAGAGGCUAAGUGCUACCGGCUAAGUUAACGGCGCAACGAGAGGUCCGGAGGACAGCGCAACGAUGAUGGAUUCCCUGUUUUCAAUCAACCCACCUGAGAACUUUGAUUUUGGUGACUACUCGUCGUGGCCCAACUGGAUUCGCCGUUUCGAAAGGUUUCGUGUUGCGGCGGGACUAGACGGCAAAGAGGAAAGCUACCAAGUAAACGCUUUAGUGUACACAAUGGGUGAUAAAGCAGAUGAUAUUUUGAGCACGCUCGGGUUGAAAGACGAAGAGGUUAAAAAGUACUCGUGUGUGAAAGAAGCCUUUGAUAAACACUUUAUAGGCAAGCACAACGUGAUAUACGAGAGAGCACGUUUUAACAAAAAGUGUCAAGAACCAGGGGAAUCGGCUGAGUCCUUCAUUGCUUCAGUUUACAAGUUAGCAGAAAACUGCCAGUAUGGACCACUGCAGGACGAAAUGAUAAGAGAUAGGCUAGUGGUGGGCAUACAGCACCAGGGCCUGUCAGAAAAACUGCAGAUGGAUGGCGGAUUAACGCUGGAAAAAGCAGUGCUACAGAUAAGACAGCAUGAAGAGAUAAAGAAGCAGCAACCAGUCAUGAGGGAAACAAAUGUUAAGGACAUUAAGGAGGCAAAUGUGGACGCAUUAAAGUUUAAGAAAAAGACUUUUAAAGAGAACCAAGCACGAAAACCAUUUGAAACAAAGUGUCAGUUUCAAAACCAAAGGGGGAACAAGUACUGUGGACGCUGUGGCAAAUCACCUGCACACUCCAAAAAUGACUGUGCCGCCAGAGACGCAGAGUGCAGAAAAUGUCGAAAAAUGGGACAUUUUGCAGCUCAGUGCAGGUCAGGCAGAGUUGGAGCAGUCCUGGAGGAUGAGGACAACAUUUUGUUUUUAGGAACAGUUUCGGCAGGAGCACAGCCCACCAACUGGAAAAAGACACUGGAAGUAAAUGGCAAAAAUGUGACAUUCAAACUGGAUACAGGAGCUGACGUGACCGUGAUACCAGCUGCUAUCUACUCAAAAGGCAUCUAUGGCCCACUCACCAGAGCAGAGAAGCCCCUGUGUGGUCCGAGUGGUGAAACCCUGAAAGUGAAAGGUCAGUUUGAUGCUGUAAUAAAAUACAAAGACAAUGCAACAACACAGCCCAUUUAUGUCGUACAAAGAUUGUCUACACCUCUGUUAGGAUUUCCUGCAAUUUCAGCACUAGGCCUGCUGCAUCCUGUGGACAGUGUCAAGGAGCUAGAGGCUGACAUGAAAAAACUGUACCCCAAGGUCUUUACAGGACUGGGCCUCCUAAAAGGAGAGUACAAAAUAAAGCUGAAAGAAGAUGCCAGGCCCUAUGCACUGUCACUUCCGCGACGAGUCCCACUACCUUUAUAUGACAAGGUGAAGGCAGAACUCAAGAGAAUGGAGAAAAUGGGAGUGAUUGAGCCGAUUGAGGAACCUACAGAGUGGUGCGCAGGAAUGGUGGUGGCUCCUAAGCCCAAUGAAAAAGUCAGAAUCUGCUCAGACAUGACUCACCUGAACGAGUAUGUUUGCAGAGAGCGCCACAUCCUGCCUGCUGUCGAUGAAACAUUGGCAAAGUUAGCAGGAGCAACAGUCUUCACAAAACUGGAUGCCACAGCUGGAUUUUGGCAGGUGCCUCUACAUCCAGACUCAGUUCCGCUGACGACUUUUAUAACACCGUUUGGAAGAUACUGCUACAAAAGGUUGCCAUUCGGAAUAUCGUCAGCACCGGAACAUUUUCAAAAGAGACUCACUCAGAUGAUGACAGGACUGGAGGGAACUGUGUGUCACGCAGAUGACAUACUGGUUUUCGGAUCCACCAGAGAACAGCACGAUCAAAGACUGCAAAGAGUGCUGGAGCGGCUCCAGCAGGAAGGGCUGACUCUCAACAACGAUAAGUGUCAGUUUGCAGUAGUAAAAGUCAUGUUCCUGGGUCACAUCGUGACAGCACAGGGCAUUGAAGCGGACCCUGGCAAAAUCAAAGCGAUUAUGGAGAUGCCUACACCUAAAGAUACUGCAGAUGUAAAGAGGUUUGUGGGCAUGGUGAACUAUGUCGGAAAGUUUUCCCCACGUGUUGCUGAGCUCACACAGCCACUAAGAGAGCUCCUCAAAGCAGACACCGCUUGGGAAUGGGGGGCAGCACAACAGCGCGCCUUUGAUGAACUUCGACAAGAACUGAGCUCACCCACUGUCCUGGCUCAGUACUGUUUAAACAGAGAGACAAAAGUUGCUGCGGACGCAUCCUCUUUUGGGCUAGGAGGAGUUUUGUCACAAAAACAACCAACUGGUGACUGGCGACCUGUGGCUUUUAUUUCACGCAGCAUGACAAACGCAGAGCGCAGAUAUGCCCAAAUAGAGAAAGAGGCACUUGCGCUGACUUGGGCGUGUGAACGAUUUCAGUCUUACCUGGUAGGGAUGGACUUUUUGAUCCAGACAGAUCAUAAGCCUCUUAUUUCUCUACUAGGCGGCAGAGCUCUUGAUGACUUGCCACCUCGUAUUCUCAGAUUCAGAUUACGACUACUUCGCUUCACAUAUACAAUCGAACACGUUCCGGGAAAGAACUUAAUCACAGCUGAUGCAUUGUCCAGAGCACCCAUCCAAGCUCCGCCCACGAUGGAGGACAAGCAGUUGGAAGAAGAUGUAUGCGUGUCUGUCAACCAGAUUUUGCAACAGCUGCCAGCAACAGAAAGUAAGCUUGCACAAAUCAGACAGGCACAGGAAAAGGACUAUACAUGCAGAAAACUCAAACAGUUGAUCCAAACCGGGUGGCCGACCAGCAGGAAAGCUCUCCCACCAGAACUUCAAGAGUAUUGGCAGUACCACCAAGACCUGCUUGUUGCAGAUGGGCUAUUGAUGAAAAGUGAAAGGCUUGUUAUUCCAGCCAGCAUGCAGGAAGAAAUGCUUAACAUUAUACAUGAAGGUCACCAGGGCAUGACAAAAUGCAUCGCGAGAGCACAGCAGUCCAUAUGGUGGCCUGGUUUAACCAAAAGGAUCAAGCUCAAAGUUGAAAACUGCCCAGUGUGUGCGCGGGAGGUUCACAACGUACCAGAGCCUCUCCUCACGACAGAACCACCUAACAGACCAUGGCAGCGUGUGGCAGCAGAUCUUUUCCAGUGGAAUCGUGCCAUGUACCUGUUAGUAAUAGACUAUUUUUCCCGAUACAUUGAAGUGGCCAAUCUUACCUCAACUACUGCGGUCUCAGUGAUUAACAAGAUGAAAGCGAUUUUUGCACGGCACGGGGUCCCGGAAACUCUUGUCACAGAUAACGGCCCCCAAUUUUCAGCAGCAGAAUUUGCGGCAUUUGCAAGGGACUAUGAUUUCAACCACGUGACUUCAAGUCCCCACUACCCUCAGAGUAAUGGGGAAGCGGAGAGGGCUGUGAGGACUGUCAAAUCUCUCCUGAAGAAGGGGGAGGAUCCACACAAGGCUCUCAUGGCGUACAGGGCCACACCCUUGGCUCAUGGCUCGUCACCUGCACAGUUGCUGAUGGGUCGUAACAUCAGGACACCGCUGCCCGUCAGUCAGGAGAAACUUCAACCAAAAUGGCCAGAUCUUCGACUAUUCCGGAGCAAAGACCAGGAUCAGAAACACAAACAAGCUAUCUGGUUCAACAAGAGACACAAAACACAAAUAAAACAAGAGCUCACACCAGGACAAAAGGUCUGGGUGAAGAACACCAACGACGCAGGAACAAUCAGCAGUCCAGCCAACACCCCGAGGUCAUACAACAUUGACAUGCCGUCGGGACAUCUCAGGAGAAACAGAUCUCACAUCAGAGUGAUUCCUGAGGGUGCCACAGUCACAAGAUCGGGGCGAGUUGUUCGCACUCCGCAGAGACUGGACUUAUGAUAAUAAGAUAGGACGCUGUGGUCCACAGGGCAGAAUAAUCCCUGCACAGCUUUGGGGGACCCAGGCAGUCACACCUGACCCCUAGACAGGUUCUGUGUCAUGUUUGUUAAAAAUGUUUAUUAGAAUUGUGACACUGUUAAAAGAAAAAAAAAGAGGAAAGAAAAGGGAAGGUUGGUGCAAUUUUGGCAUGAUGUAAAAGCACUUAAAUGUUUAUUGAAUUUCAUGUCUCAAUGUUUAUUAUUAAUGUUACAGAAACAAGAAGAGCUAAAUAAUAAGAAAAGGGUUCUGUGAAAAAUAAAUAGAAAUAUACACUCUAAGCUAAAGGGGGGAGAUGUACUGGAAGCAGUUAGAUAGGAACUAACGUGAUGCGUAUCCGGUAGGACACAUUAAGAGGUGACACGUUCCCAUGUCGAAGGAGGUUAAUAAAGCUUCAGAUGAAGACCUACGUGAGCCUUCUCUAUGCACGUCCACACAUCAUAGCACAAUAAUUAUUACAUUUUCUGAAAAAGAAAGUAAAAAGGCAGUAACACGCCCCAAAUCGCGUGGAGACAUUGAAGUUUGUCCCAUUGGUCUUGCCGUACCACUUACUUACUGUGGCUGAGACACUACUGCAUGAAAUCAUCUGACAUCAACUGGCUUCCUUCAGGACUCAAGUAAAGAAUUUGGACAUUUCCAAAUAUAAUUAUAACGAAGUACGUUGUACGGUCAGUUAUUGGUGUUUUUUUGCUGUACACUUCGUACACAGUCACCGUUGAUUGUGUGAAAUUGCGAAACUCGUUUUUUUUUAAACAUACUUAUGGUUUGACGUAAUCAGUAGCGACAUAGAAUUUUCUAUUUUGAUUUAAAUGCAACACUUUUACUCCAAGUCCUUGUAUGUGUUGGAUCCUGACGGUGGACUUGGUGGGUGAACCGAAGAAGUGAAACAUCUAAUGAAGACACACUGCCAGAAGAGUCCAGUGAUGCUGUGAAAAUCAUGGAGGGCUGCAACUAGUGGAGGGAAAGUGGCUGACAUGAUUGUUG
Molecule: messenger RNA, 5079 nt
Organism: Doryrhamphus excisus (bluestripe pipefish)
Lineage: Eukaryota; Metazoa; Chordata; Actinopteri; Syngnathiformes; Syngnathidae
Source: RefSeq, a predicted model, not a curated record